Molecule: messenger RNA, 656 nt
Organism: Tilletiopsis washingtonensis
Lineage: Eukaryota; Fungi; Basidiomycota; Exobasidiomycetes; Entylomatales
Exons: 3
Coding region: 1-639 (212 amino acids)
Biological process (GO): positive regulation of ATP-dependent activity; protein folding
Cellular component (GO): cytosol
Molecular function (GO): ATPase activator activity; protein-folding chaperone binding
Source: RefSeq, a predicted model, not a curated record
AUGAGCAGCUCGUGGAACAAGCAGUACCACUGGAAGACCAAGGGCGCCACGCCCUGGGCGCGCCAGUACUUCCACGACCGCCUCGUGUCGCGCUCGCACUCGAGCGGCAGCGGCGAGGUGUCCAUCUCCGCGCUCGAGGACUGGGACGGCGACGUGGAGCUGGGCAACCGCAAGGGCCGCCUCAUCACCAUCUACGACUGCUCCUUUGCGCUGGCCUUCGCCGGCAAGACGAGCGGCGGCGAGGACGUGGCGGGCAAGAUCCGCUUCCCCGAGGUCUCGCACGACGUCGAGGACGCCGGCGACGAGUACGCCUUCGACACGGAGCUCACCAAGGGCGGCAAUGCGGCGCAGGCGCUGUACGGCGAGGUGCGCAAGGAGUUCGUGCCCAGCCUCAUGCCCGUCUUCAAGGCGUUCCGCGACACGCUCGUCGCCAGCCACGCCGCCGACCUGGGCCACGAGGAGGAGGCGGCCAAGGCUGCGGCGGGCGCUAUGAAGGCGCCGACAAAUAAGCCGCCGCCGAUGAAGGAGCCGAGCGCGCAGGAGAAGGAGCAGAAGAAGCCGGCGGAGAAGCAGGAGGGCGACGAGGACAAGCCGCGCGCCGGCAUCCCGCUGCUGCCACCGGGCUUCGGCAACAUCUAAUGAGACUAAUGCGGCAU